This is a messenger RNA of Zasmidium cellare ATCC 36951, 969 nucleotides long. RefSeq lists its product as uncharacterized. Bases 1 to 969 code for a protein of 322 amino acids. Gene Ontology annotation, biological process: carbohydrate transport; transmembrane transport. Lineage: Eukaryota; Fungi; Ascomycota; Dothideomycetes; Mycosphaerellales; Mycosphaerellaceae. The record is from RefSeq and is a predicted model, not a curated record. The transcript has 8 exons. Gene Ontology annotation, molecular function: carbohydrate:proton symporter activity. Gene Ontology annotation, cellular component: membrane.
AUGCAUGGAAAGAAAGACCAAGCGUUGACAGUGCUCAAUAAACUCCGACCAGCUGAGGACGUUGAAAACGGCACGACCGUACUCGAAGUUGAGGCGAUCGAGCAAGCUGUGGUCCUCUGCGAGGAGCAAGAUAUGGGGCGAUGGAUCGAUAUUUUUCGAGGAACAUACCUCAGGCGGACUGUAAUUGGCGGCUUCCUUGGAGCAUUCUGUCAAAUUACCGGAGGACAGUUUAUCAACACAUACGGACCAACCUUUUACAAGGACUUUGGCUUGGGCGACAAAGCCUUCACGUACGCCCUUAUUACCACGGUCUUGAUCCUCGUCACACAAUCCAUAGCGUUGUAUGGAUACGACAGACUGGGACGACGCCCGAUCAUGAUACUCGGCAGCAUCAUCCAAGUGCCUCUCAUGAUCGUGGUCGCUGCCUGCGGCUCGGCGAAGCAUCCAAGCGGUGCCAAGAUCAAUGCCGUCGUGGACAGUUGCAUCAUGUUCGCAUCUUUCCAACGCAUGGCCACUGAAUCGCCGACGUACAUUAUCGGCUCCGAGAUUGGUGGUGUGAAGCUGCGUAGAAAGAUCAUGACGUGGUGUAUCGUGUGGAAUGUCUUGGGGGCAUUCGCUACAACUUUUUCGGUACCGUACCUGCUGAAUGCCCCUUAUGCCAACCUUCAUGCCAAGGUUGGAUGGAUCUUCGCCGGGAUCUCUUUGGCCAGCUUCGUCUUUGUGGUCUUUUUCGUCCCGGAAUUCAAAGGCCGAAGCCUAGAAGAGAUUGACGAGCUGUUCGAGAAGAAACUCAAGGCCUGGCAGUUUGCCAAAGCGGAGACGUCAGGGAUCGGAGCUCAGAUUGCGAUGUUGGAGGGCGCCACGAAACACCAUGCUGCAAAGCUUGAUGAAGAGGCGAUGGAGGUCACUGGACCUAAGGCUGAACCUUCACACGUGGAAAACAUUGCCGACAAGAUCGAAAGACUGUGA